This is a messenger RNA of Thalassophryne amazonica, 1214 nucleotides long. RefSeq names its product putative protein MSS51 homolog, mitochondrial. Lineage: Eukaryota; Metazoa; Chordata; Actinopteri; Batrachoidiformes; Batrachoididae. Bases 54 to 1208 code for a protein of 384 amino acids. The transcript has 6 exons. The record is from RefSeq and is a predicted model, not a curated record.
UGCGCCCACAGUGAUCACUUUUCAGCCCGAGGACAGUAAAAAACCAAGUGCAAAUGACGGAAACUGGCAAGGCUGUUCCGGAGACCAAGGGAAAAGCCAUGGCUUUCCACUCUCAAAAAGAUAUGUUUAAGAAGAUGGAAGAGUCUUUUAAAAUCUGCGCAAAUUGUGAAAAGUGGCCGGAACAACUUUCACAUUUGCAGAGCCUGAAGCGUUGUGUCAAAUGUCUAAAUGUUUACUAUUGCUGCAAACAAUGUCAGAAGGAUGACUGGCCCAAACACAAGAAGUUCUGCCCUCAGCUGCGACUGAUUGCUAUGGACCGAGUUGUGGAGUGGCUCGUGUUUAAAGGAGAUUUUCCUUUUCCUACUGAAAAGUGGUCCAAGCCUCUGUCUGAGGUUAAUGGUUGGGAUGACUGGCUGUCCAUGCAGGGAGAUCUUGGGGCUCGCCUCCAUCCCAUUUUAACUGGAGCCAACAUGAAAGACUUGUGGAGCAAUGUUGACCGUCCUCGGCCUGACGAUGACGACCUGAAACAGUCGCUCUGGAGGGUUUCAAGUGAGUUUUUCUCCAGGCCGCUGACGAUAGCGUUGGGGAUGCGGCUGUUUGGCCUUCACCCUAUGUCCAAACCUCUCACGGUUCACCUGGUGGGAGCGGGCUACAGUGAGACCGUGGGAGUCAGACUGACUGAUUAUGAUGAGCUGAACCGCAUAUUUCCUGGACACCAGGGCAUAGAAGUGGUCAUGGUGGGACCUGAGCUGGUUUAUGGUCCCAUCAUCAGGCCCCCCCUCAGGGCAUUUGGCCCCCGGCAGAGGGUCUACAUCAGCGCCUAUAAGGGUCUCUAUCACCAGUUUUGGGAGGAUCUGGUGGAGAAAGGAGAAGCUGCCAAACCAGAUCUGGUGGUUGGAUUUCAUCCUGGGUUUGAUGCCAGUCAAGGCUUGGACCAGGGUUGGCUUCCAACACUUCUGCUCCUCAGGGAUUAUGAGAUUCCUUCUCUUUUCACUGCUCUAACUGUGUCCGAGAUGACCUACUCUCUGCAGAUCCUGUUGGAGCUAGAGAUGCACAUGAAGGGAAGUGGAAUAAAUCCCUUUGCAUCUUUGAAGCCAGAAGUGGUGGGCUCGAGUCCCAACAUACCUCCAGUGUUCUGCAAUUCCCACUACUUUUGUUUUCAGGGUCUCCUGGAGACUACAGAGUUUGACAAACCGGAGGAGGCCUGAAGGAUC